UGGGAGCUGAGAGAGAGCAGCCCCGAGCAGGGAUGGACAUGAUGCUGUUGGUGCAGGGUGCUUGUUGCUCAAACCAGUGGCUGGCUGCUGUGCUCCUCAGCCUGUGCUGCUUGUUGCCCUCCUGCCUCCCAGCCGGACAGAGUAUGGACUUCCCUGGGGCAGCUGUGGACAACCUGGUGGUCAGAAAAGGGGACACGGCUGUGCUUAGAUGUUAUUUGGAAGAUGGAGCUUCAAAAGGUGCCUGGCUGAACCGGUCAAGUAUUAUUUUUGCAGGAGGUGAUAAGUGGUCAGUAGAUCCUCGAGUUUCAAUUGCAACAGCAAAUAAAAGGGAAUACAGUCUACAGAUACAGGAUGUAGAUGUGAUGGAUGACGGUCCAUACACUUGUUCUGUGCAGACCCAACACACUCCGAGAACAAUGCAGGUGCACUUAACUGUACAAGUUUCUCCGAAGAUAUCUCGUAUUUCAACUGACACUGUUGUGAAUGAAGGAAGCAAUGUUACACUUAUUUGCUUGGCCACUGGGAAACCAGAGCCUUCCAUUUCUUGGAGACAUAUCUCUCCAUCAGCAAAACCAUUUGAAAAUGGACAAUAUCUGGACAUCUAUGGAAUUACAAGAGACCAGGCUGGGGAAUAUGAAUGCAGUGCAGAAAAUGAUGCCUCAGUCCCAGAUGUGAAAAAAGUAAAAGUCACAGUAAACUUCGCCCCCACAAUUCAGGAACUUAAAUCCAGUGGUGUGAUGCUAGGAGGUAAUGGACUGAUAAGGUGUGAAAGCGCAGGAGUUCCUGCUCCAGUCUUUGAGUGGUACAAAGGAGAGAGAAAACUGAUCAAUGGUAAACAUGGAAUUACUAUAAAAAACUAUAGUACAAGAUCACUUCUCACUGUCACCAAUGUAACAGAGGAGCAUUUCGGCAACUACACAUGUGUCGCUGCCAACAAGUUGGGAGUUACCAAUGCCAGCCUGCCUCUCAACCAAAUUAUUGAGCCUACUACCUCUAGUCCUGUCUCAAGCCCAGCUCCAAGUACAGCCCAGUAUGGGAUUACCGGUGGUGCUGAAGUUCUGUUCUCCUGCUGGUACCUUGUGUUGACACUAUCCUCUUUCACCAGCAUAUUCUACCUGAAGAACAUCAUUCUACAAUAAAUAUAAAGAACCAUGAAAGGCUUUUAAGGAUUCCCUGAAAGUGCUGAUGACUGGAGCCAAUCUGGUAGAGUUUGUUAAAAGCAGCGUGGGAUAUAAUCAACAGUGCUUACAUGGGAAUGAUCGCCUUCUGUAGAAUUGCUCAUUAUGUAAAUACUUUAAUUCUGCUCCUUUUUUUGAUUAGCUGCAUUACCUUGUGAAGCAGUACACAUUGUCCUUUUUUAAGACGUGAAAGCUCUGAAAUUACUUUUAGAGGAUAUUAAUUGUGAUUUCAUGUUUGUAAUCUACAAGUUUUCAAAAGCAUUCAGUCGUGGUCUGCUGGGUUGCAGACUGUAGUUUACAAAAAAAAAUAUUGCAGUGAAAAUGUGAUUCUUUAAGGCUGCAAUACAAGUAUUCAGUUCCCUCUUUAAGUAGGAUUCUAUCCACAUUUAUUCAGAAGCAUUUUUAUUUAAAAAAAUCAAAUAAUAUUGCCUUCAAAACAUUUCUUCAAAAUAUAACACAUAUCUAGAUUUUCUUCUAGCAUGAUAUUCAGGUUUCAAGAAUGAGCCUUGUAAUAUGACUGCAUAAAGCAAUUCUGCUUCCCCACCCCGCUCUGUAAAUUCAGCAUGGGUGUGCCUACUUUUCUCUUCCUCUCCAACAAUUCUGGAAUGUGUACUGGUAAAUGACAACAUGUAAAUUCAAGCGUACCUAAUCUCCAGUUGAGGACAAAGAUGCUAUUGGCUAAAAAGAAUACCUUCUCUUCCACCUCCAGUGGGGUAAUGGAACUGCUCCAAACUUUGCCCACAACAACUAGACUACAUGGUAUUUUUUAACCAGUCAAUCAAAAAUAGCACAGGUAUAUUUCCCUUAUUUUUUCCCUCUAGUGUGGUUAAUUUGUAUAUUUUGUUUGUAAAACAAGUUUUCCUGGUAUAAAAUACAGCACAACUCUCUUAAGAGACUUCUUGUGAAUGUAACACUUUUCCCUUUCAUUGCUCUAAAUCAGAACUCUUAAAAGGCUGUAUAUGUGAGGUGAUGACAGACCCUUUUUUAUUAUUGGCCAGUACUACAUGAAUUGAUGUUCUUGCACUGGAGUUGUACUGAUCAGCUAGCUCAACAAUGAUACUUUCAUUGCACAUGUUUUUAAAUCUCAGAUAGCUGAGAACAUAGGAAGCAUUGAAUAUACAUUUAAUAUAGAUAUAUUUAAAAACAAGUGGCUCCAAUAACUAUAUUUUGGUGCACCUUACAAAUGCUGUCACAUUGCAUCUUAAUUGCCAGAAUUUCAUUAAUGCACUGCUAAGAUGUAUGAAUAUCUUACUGUAACAAUUAAUUUCACCUUUCAUAAAUGACUCUUGCAGUCCUCACAUAUUGCAUUGAGUUCAAGAGAAGUUUUGCCUGAAUAACGGACUGGAUCCUAAAAUAGCAUAUUUUAUUUCUAUGGAUAUAAUAGAGUUGUUGGGUUUAUUUAAACAGCCUCUAAUUUUGCUCCCAAAUGAAUGUACAGUCAUGCUGUAAAUGAAUUGUGAACAGUGAGUUGCACUUGCAAAACCGGAGGCUGAAGCAAGGUCCCUUUAAAAAUUUGACUCAUUAUGAAAGUUGACCGUAUAUGGUCCAGGCCAUCACCCAUUCUGGUCAGUACAAAGAUACACACCAACUUCAAUGGAAUUCGAUUGGGCCCAUAUAGAAAGAGCCACUGGUGAUAAGAAUUUCUAAUUAACACAUUAAUUACAAUAUAAAAUUAUCCAGUCACUUGUUCAACAUAUAAAACCACAAUAAAUAAUAAGAAGACUGUUGCCAUGUGAAAGUUGGAGUUAUUUAUAUCAAAAGAAGAUUGUCACUGAACACCAUAUUGCUAUUUUGGCUACUUUUUUAGUAUCACUGCCACAACAAUUUCACUCAGACACACUCCUACUCAGUCAUUUUUGGUACUGUGUUAAGCUCCAUAACUAGGUAGCUGGGUACUGUACAUAUUCAGCACUUUCAAGUUCAUUUUUCAAAUAUCCUAUUUUUUAAAAUUCAGAUUAUGAAUUUCUUUAGUACCGUGAUCAACUGCCCCAUUACUAAUAUAUAAACAAAAUAUGCAGCAAAUAUGUUGUAAUUACUAAAUGACGCCUAGAUAAGGAGCAUAAAAAGAAUACACUGACUCCAUAAUAGGGCAAUAAAAUGUAUUGAAUCACGCUGUUUGUGUUCAGUAAUAGAUUAGAUUAUUUCUAUUCUUCUCUUAAACUUGUGCGUUAAGCAGGUUCUAUUUUCAUAAAUAUGGCAUUUUUUUAAAACCUUGAAUAACAUGAUGACAUUUUAUUAGUUGAGGAAGCAGUGUAUAAAACAGUACAAACCAUCUUGUACACUCUCCUGACAUUCUGAUCACUCUUGUAUUGCAGCUUUAAAGUGCUAAGCUCUAGAAUCCAUUCAAUAGAAAAAAUGGUGCUGCAGAAAGUAUUACAUGUGAGUACAGUUUUAUGAAGAAAGAAACAGAUCAAGGAUAUGUAUAACUCGGAUGCCUUUUCUCACAUGAAUUAGGAAUUGUUUCUAUACUGUAGCUGGACCAAAUUCUAUAUUUAGGCUAAUUGGUUUUUUUUCAUGAUUACUGACACAUGGAAUGUGAGGAUUCUGGCAGCAGAAGAGAGUAUGGAAACAUUUUUAUUAAAUAUGAAAAAAAUGAAGUAUUUACUCUUUUGCAUCAUGAGAAUAUUCUUGCCAAUAAAGCCACUGGAAAACAUAGGCCAAAUUUUCAACCUAGCCUCUGAAUUUGCACUUGCAAUUUUUGUGAGACAGUUUGUAGCAUGCAAAAAUCCAUGUUUGUGGGCACAACAUUUGCUUCUGCAAACUAGGUACCUAAACAUCUAUCGGCUCUGCAUGUUCAAAAGUGAUGGUUUGUGUGUGCAAAUUUAAGAGACCAAUCCUGUGCAUAAGUACUGGGGCCAUUCACAUUAACACUGUGUCGGUCACUAAAUGUUUGUAGGAUUGGUCUCUCAAGAGUGUUUAUGAAUAUCUGACCAUCUAAGGUUCCAGUUGUGCAAAGGGUUAUGCAUAUGCUUAACUUCAUGCACUGAGUAGUCCCAAAGAAACUACUCGCAGUACAUAAAGUUAAGCACAUUCCUAAGUUUUUGCAGGGUUGAGGCCCAACUCAAUAUUGGUCAAAUAAAGUUACUUGCGUCUUAGGUUAAUCUGUUCCAUAUAGUAACCUGAUAAUUGUACAGUUUGGGACUUAUUGGGACAUUCUUUCAACAUGGACUGUGCGGACUGUUGCAAAUUAAAUACAGUAGAAUUUUACAAAAUUGAUCUUUUAAUCACUGGCGUAUACUUGCUUUCUAGCUGAUACUUUCAUAAUAUAUUCUAUGCUCAUCCAAUUGAUACCCCUUACCGUUCAUAUUUUUAAUCAAUUAUUAUUAUAUUUAUCCACCAUGAAAAAAUAUUGAAAAUAAAUGGAUUUGCUCCAAGCAGUUCAACAUUUCUUAUGCUAAAACUGUUGUCCCACACUUGAAUUACUAAAGUUUGUAAUUCCAUAAGUUCCUGAAAGUGCAAUAACUCAGGUCUAUUAACUACCAUUGCAUUGAUGACAUAUAUGGGCAAUGGUGCUGUAAUUAUAGUGUUGCUGAUCGUGAUUCUUUACUAAUAUUGAAUUUAAGGAUGUCUCAGAAUUUCUAAUACAAACACAGGUUCUCAAGGGUUUAUAACUUGGCAGGAAAAUGUAUUCUUCAUAACUAGACAGCUAUUUUAACUUUUCUAUAUAUAUUUAGAAAAUCUGUUUCUAAGAGACAGGAGUAUUGAAGACAUUACCAGUGAAAGCUGCUCUUUUGCACACUUUCAGAGUUAGCACUCUAGCAAAAUAAUGGUAAACGUCAUUCCUACCAAAAUAUCUGCUUACCCCACAUAACUGUGUAUUAAAGAGUGUGUAUACCAAAAUAUGUAUUUACCUGGAAAAUCAAUAUGCCUUAAAGCCUAAAUAUGCAUUUACUUCUAAGAUUGGAUCUUGCUCUUCCAGUCUGGAGGUAAAUAAUCCAUAUUUCACAAUCUGCCAUGGAAGAUUUUGUUUCUUAAAAAACAAACAUGCUCAGUUCUUUUUUUAAAAAGUAUUAAAUAAUUUUAAAGUUCUUGCACAAACUAACAUAUGUGAGGAAAGGAAAAGUUAGAAUGAAACUCUGUCCUGACACUCUGACCUUCUGAAUUGCAGACAAAUAAACUUGUUCUCAGCAAUUUUUGAACUGAGAAAAUGACAAGGAGUUUGGUGGUUGCCACUGAAACUUUUCCGUUUGCAAGUAAAUAUUACGGAAUUCCCUAUACUUACUAAAGGAAAUGCUGUGAAUAGGGUGGUAGGAUACGUUAAUGCAAGGGCAUAUGUGAAGAUUUUUAUAGGUAUCACUGUAUGCUCAUUGUGAAUUUUUCUUCUCUCUCUCCCUCUCACAGGAGUCCCCUCCAGCUGGCCCUAUUUCCCUAUUCUUCCCCAACACAGUAACAUUUCUUCCACCUCCCAAGCCUUCUGUGGUAGAGUACAUCCUAUUCUCUUUCUGCCUUCUUACUCAGCUCCAUCCCUUACUCUCUCAGAUACACACUGAUCCCUUCCUUCUGAUUGCUGGCGUGAGAGUUGGGUCAAGAAAAAAUAGCUGGUGACACAAGUUAUUCCAGGAGUUUCUGGCAAUUGUGAGGAAAGAUAGUCAUAUCAGGAGUGCAGCCAGGUGUAAGGAAGGUGUCUGGCUGUAGGGAGAUAAGGCAGGACUAUACUUACUGUUUGCAGAAGUCCCAGCUGGCCCUAUUUCCCAGCUUCUGGAAGCCUUCACUCAUUCACAGCAUUGUACCAUCAUUGACAGUGGCUUUCUAAAAUCCUUAGGGCCACAUGCAGCCUGCACUGGCCUAAGUGCAUGAAUAUGUGAGAGCAGAAUUUAAACGUUAGAAAACAGUUUGUCCUGAAGCCCUUAGAGAACUGACUAAUUAACUCAUCAUAUUGUUGUACCUAGUAUUGAGCCUACUGUAGGUAUUAUAACGGUCUCAGAAUAGGGCACAGUGUUAAAUACAGUACUACAUUUCCUAAAGACCUAGGCAGCAAAAAGCACCAGCUUAGCUGCUGACCUAAAGAAGCUCUACAUACCUCAUUAAAGCUGCUUUCUGUUCUGAGGGAGAACUCUCUCCCAGCUAACAGCCUCAUGAUGCUAGGUGAGGUAAUAUGCAAUCAGCUGAUGUAGCCGAUCUAUCUCUGUCAUGUGGCAUUCAGAGGGGUUGAAAAUGUACUGAGCAUGCUCAGUGCAUCCUCAGAUGCCUUUAUGUCAGGUGGAUAUUCCCUUUGUUGAUGGACAUUGAGCCUGCUGGGGAAGAUCUGUGGAGAGGAAGUGUGGUCUGAUGACAGUAUCAGCAGGACUGAAUUCUGACAACAGGAGUGAGCACAUUGUCGACAGAUUACUCCUUUCCCCAAUAAUAAAAUAGUGCCUGGGAGGGAGGGAUGACAGGACAUCCCAAACUACACCUCAACAACAUCUGGGGCGGGGGGGGGGGAGAUAUGGCUAAUGUUGCAAAGAGAAAUAUUUUAAUUAUUCAAAAAAAUGAUUCUUAGGCCAGAGUUGGCUUCUCUCAGUCUUUUGUGAGGCUGCACAGUGCUCUAGGAUGGUUGUAAUUUCCUGAGAUCAUGUGCCCUAGCUAGAGGUGGAUAGAUGGAUUACUGCUGGUGGAGAAUUGUGGAAACGUUCCCGCCCCCAAGCCACAUAACUAUCCUCAAGCUUUUUAGUUUAUGUAGGUUUGGCCUCUGCACAGCACAACUUUUCUUCUGAAUGGGUCUACUUGAGAUCUGCCAGUAUAACCUUAACUUUCCUGGCUGUGCCAAAAUUUAUGUCACAUUUCCCCAAGUCACCAGCACCACUGAGCACUAAUUACUAUUUGCAUAUUUGUUCUUACCCUAACACAUCUACUUUCUGUUAACCGUAUGCCUAAUUUCUAGAGUUUGAAGGCUUUUCUACUUUAUGAACUUCUGCUCUAAAAUUUAGAUAUCAACAUAUUCAUUUCACACUUUCGAUAAAUCAGAGAUGAAUCACAACUAAACUCAGGAUGCCCUAAAUUAGAUUUUAAAAUAUAUUAGAAGCUCAGCUCUCCCAUGUUUCGACUGGACCACAUGUAAAUCUGUAUUUUAAAACAAGAUUUGGGGCCAGAUUCUCAGGCCUCCUGUGACUAUUUUAUACCUCUCCAAUGGCACAAAGAAACCAUAAAGCUGUUGAAUCCGGCCCUUUGAGGAUUCCCAUUGGAAGGGGAAUUGCUGAGUAAUGUAGAAUACUUUUGAGCAGCUCUGCACCAUCCAUUAUCCCAUCCCUGGCACAGGAGCGUUCUGAUACCCCAGCUAUCUUUGGUUGCUGGAAUGGCCUCUUGGGGACUGCUCUAAGUUAUGCCAGGAGCCAUCUCCAUUGUUGGGUAAAUAAAAGGGUGACAUAAAGUCGCCUUUCACUUUGAUCUUGCUCUGAGCAUAGCUCCACUCAACCAGAGAAUUUGGCCCUUAAUCUUAAAGAACUUUAAAUAGAAAUGUAAACAAAAAUGAUAAAUAGUAUGGAGACUGUAAUUCUACUUGCAAUCAAUGUUCAUCUAUUCAUUUUUUUUUUUAAUUCACCUUCUUUGGGAACUAUGAAACCUGGUAAAACGGAAACCACACAAAGUCAAAUAGAUUACAUUUCUGCAGCAAAACAGAGAAUUUAAAGACAGGAAAGAAGACAGUAUUGUAAAGUUAAUUCCAAUAAGGCCACAUGAACCUCCCCCGAAAUGUUUUAAGUAUGUGAAGAUUCAUUAUCCCGUCACUGCCUUUUUGCAGCCUGCCAGCUAAAUAAAUGCCUGUAAUGAUGUAUACAUUAUAUUCAAUGUCCAGAGGGCUAAGCAGUCUGUUUUUCCCUAAUGAACAUCUAUCCUCUUUAUUCAUUACCAACCAAAAGCAAAACACAAUUUACGCAUUAUAAGAUGUGAAAUAUGUACAAUAACAUAAGCGUCCCACUUAACAAACCCAUUACAGUCAUAAGUGCACAGCUCCCAUUAACCUUAAAGGCAUCUACUUAAAUGUGACUCUCAAGUGAGAAUAAACUGUAGGGACUUAAGAUAACACUGAUUUUGCCUUUUUGUAUGUUUCCAGUUGUGGCAAGGGGGGACCCAUCCCUUUUCCAGUUUUGUGGCUAUGUCUUGCCCCUCCUCCCCCAGUAUAAAAUCUUCAGGAAAAAUAAUUUAAUUUCCAAGAUACUAGUCAUUUAGAUGUGCUUAACAUUUCUGAGGUAUCACUUGAGGUGGUGAUACUUCAUCAGCUAAAUACAAAUGAGAGAGGUAAAACAUUCCAGGAAGCUACAGUAAAAGUUGUCUAGUCUGCCUCCACUUAAUGCUAAUGAGACAGUUUCUUGUAAAAAUUCCAACUUGAUAGAAACUACAGGAGGUAGCAUGGUUCAUUAGGCUACAAAAGCUGUAAAAUGGUAAAAGGACUGGUUUUCCUCCCUCAUUUCAAGUGAUUUGCUAAAAGCACUAGGAUGUUCCACUAUGGAACUUUGAAUUCUCUAUUCCCUUCAUUAAUUUUGACCUUUUUACAUUUAGAAAAAAGUUAACUUUAGGGUAAGCCAUUGUACAUUCCUCCCCCCCCCGCCAGCUGCUUUUAACCACACUGUAUAACUCUGUUGGGUCUUUUUACCCAUUUGCUCAGUUGGAAUAGAAAACUAAACUGGAUUAUGCUAGUUCUGUGACCUGAUAUCCUGCCUAAAACACACUUGAGCAGUGACCUAAGAAAAAUGUGGUCAAUGGCUCUUCUGUAGAUACUCUUUUAGAAAGUGAUGCCUUUGAUUUAAGCUGCUUUAGCUGGUGUCUGUCAAAAAUUCUCUCAUUGCUUUCAGUGAUCUGGAAAAUAAGCUUGCAAGCCAGCCGUGUGGAGUUCAGGAUAAUUUAAAAUAAUAACAAAAAAUUACACGGCAUAGUUGACACAUUCUUCUGAAGUUUUAUUCUAAGACAUUUCCAUAAAUAGUAUCCUAUGCCACAGUUAAUCAAGCAGACAUGCUUAAACCACAAGUGAGCAAAAAGCUUGAUUAUUAUUUUUAAGAUUUAAUGAAACCAUCCUAUAGUCAUAAAAACAGGAGAAUCCCAGAGAAGCUGUUUUAUCCAUAAAGUGUUGUUUAGGUGUAAAUCAGUGUUGUGGUGUUGUUGCAAGUAUUCAGGUCUUUGUGGUGACUAAAGUAGGUUGGAAAAUGUUAAUGAAGGCCCAAUUUUGGCAAAAAAUUAGAACUGAAUUUUUUACAAUUCCCUCCCUUUGUUUUCUGACCAAUUCUGAUGGUGACAACAUACGUAGAGAGCCAAAUACAGUUCACAUGACUCACUCCUGGCCUGCUCCUGCUCCCAUUGAAGUCAAUGCAAGUUUGGCAUUGAUUUUAAUGGGAGCGUGAUUAGGUCCUGACUGACCUCAAUGAAUCAGGUUCCAUUCAUGUGAUGGGGGGGGAGGUUGGCCUACAAUAUAAUAGCUGUCAGGUGGCACUAUUAGAAGUGAAAAAUAUGUGCCACCAUUUCCAAAGUUGGGUAUCAAAAAUUAGGCACCUGAAUAAAAAUAUUCUGAUUUUUUUUCCUGAGGUGCUGUGUGCUCUCAAUUGAUUUUAAAAACAGCAAGAAUUUUGAGUGCUCAGCAGCGCUGAUUAUCAGGCAAUGUGUUCAGAGACCUACAUAUGGACUUAGAUUUUUAACGUUAGGCACCCAAGUUUGCAAGUUGCGCCCAGAGUAUUUUUUGUUGCAAAUCAACAAGUAGCAAGCUGCUCUGUUGCAGUUCUUUAUUCAAGUCAUACUGGGGGGGAGUUACACAUUAGUUUGAUUACAAAGCUGCUAAGGUAAGCUUCUAUGGUCUGUUGUUGUUAAGAGAUAGUACAGUGGGGUGCAAGACAAUCUCUCCUGACUAGAGCAGGAAACUGGGAGCUCAGACCCUCCUAGGUUCCAUUCUAAGCUAUAAGAAUAUUUCCCUCCCAGAUACAUUGUGAGACUUAAUUAAAGAGGAUCUGCUCGUAAGCUGUGCUGUGGAUCCACAAUUGCCAGUGAAAAUCAGUGAGAGCUCAGUACCUUUCAGUCUCAAGUCCUUAAUGUCUGGAAAGUCCUUUGAGGUCCUGGGUUGAAAGAUGCUAUAGAAGUGCAUAUUAUUCUUAUGUAGUCUGCAUCCCACGAAGUGACUAGAAUUGAAGUUAUUAAAUGGGGAUGGGUUAACCUCAAAAGGUUCAGGAGGUUGAUUUGCAUAAUCAUCCAAAAUAAUCUUAGCUAUUAUAUAUGCACCAAUAGGCUGAAAAUACUGCAGGAAAUAGGUUAUCAGGCACAAUUUUUAAUACUUCAUAUUUCUACUCAGAGCAAGCAGAUUUUCUCAUAGUACUUUGGCAUUUCAGGUCUUGUAAGAAGCAGGAAGAGCAAAGCCAGGUGAAAAUUAAACUAAAUGGGGAAAUAUUAAGUUAACUGGGUUUUUUCAAAAUUUGAUAUUCAGUUUGAAUCAUUUAUAAUUUCAUCCAAAUCAGUUUACCCUCCCUUACUGUAAAAAAAAAGGGAUUUUGUCUGAUUUAGUAAAAAUACAUUUAUUUAGGAUAGCUGAUUCGUAUCACUCUAUGUUACCACUCAUACACCUUUUUCCAGAUCUCAUUCCUGUUUUUAAAAACUUAGCAAUUUUACCUUACUAACUGAAUAAGGUUAGUGUACUAUUUGCAAUAUUCCCUAAGAAUUCACUAUACUAAGCCUAGCAAAUGCAACAAGUAGCGUUAUCUAACUAUCAGUGACAAAAUUGGAAUGUUUUUAUGGGUAGCUACUGUAUCAUGGAUUAGUAGACAUAAGAGGCCAGAUCCUCAGCUGUCAGCUAUGUUAAUUUACACGAGUUGAAGAUCUGGCCUUACAUUUCUAUAAUAAACCUCAACAGUAAACAACUUUUGAACUGUAUUCGCUCUUGCAUGUGCCAGGAGGUAUAAAAUUAGUCUUCAUGUGCCAGUCCAGCCUGCUGCACACUAGGGAGGUUUCACCGAGACAGGGCAGGUGGAGGCAUUGCACCCUGUCUGCUCUCUGGGUUUCCAUCCACAAAGGGCAACUUUGAUUUCUGCUAAGGACUCAGCCAGUGGAGGCUGCAGGGGAUGUGCAUGAGUCAGCACAUCCUUUGGCUCUGCCCUCUUCUUCACCACCGUCACUCAUUUUUCAGACAAUACUAGCCACUUGUGGGCCCAUGGAUGGGGGUGGCUGAAUCUGCUGAACUCAACCUUUUGCCUCUAAGACAGAUCUGAAAAAUUGAUGGAAGCAAUAGACUACUAAAGAGACAAGAAACUGGUAUUGAACUUGAUGGGCGUAGAAUCUUUAACCAAACCUACUUGGAUUAUCUCAAUACAGAUGCUUUGUAAUCCCUAGAUGAGAACUACCUUCAUCUAGUCAGUAAGACAUCCAUAUCUUUUUACAGGUUUUACAUUUUAAAAGGUAGAAAUACAGAAUGAUAGUUCAGCAUUUACAUUCAACUUGUUACCUUUGCUGCUUCACGACCCACACUUUUUGGAGAGGGAAAAAACAUGUAGGCAUUUCCUAUAAAUGGAUUAUGGGAUUGGAUUUUCACUUAAAAUAAUUUGAAGGAGUUGUAUUGUUUAUCCGACUCAACAAAAUUUUCCUCCCCAAGCUGUAUGCAUGAAUGUUGAUUGUGCUUUCAGUAAGAGGUACCGAAUUAAAAUAUUAUCUUUUAUGUUAUUUAUAUUAAUACAACAGGGUGGAGAUAUUUGAUUACAGGUUUGCCUUCCCUGUAGAUGAUUUACUUAGUGACCAGUUUCAGAGCAUUUCCAGUAUAGUUAUUUUUGACAUUGCAGUUUUCAUAAGUGUGUUCUGAGCUCUUUAUUUCACCGUGUUAAACACCAUCUUGCAUGUGAAUAUAAUGUAAAAGGGUACAUAUUAAAAAUUAAUUUCAAAAGUUAA
Molecule: messenger RNA, 12002 nt
Organism: Gopherus flavomarginatus (Mexican gopher tortoise)
Lineage: Eukaryota; Metazoa; Chordata; Testudines; Testudinidae
Gene: NEGR1
Product: neuronal growth regulator 1
Exons: 8
Coding region: 33-1139 (368 amino acids)
Cellular component (GO): neuron projection
Source: RefSeq, a predicted model, not a curated record